Cricetulus griseus (Chinese hamster) is the source of this 984-nucleotide messenger RNA. Lineage: Eukaryota; Metazoa; Chordata; Mammalia; Rodentia; Cricetidae. The record is from RefSeq and is a predicted model, not a curated record.
AUGAAUGGGAUGGCCAACGUGAAUUCUGCCAGCCGCCCACACUAUGCCUCCUCCAUCCCCGUGCCUCGAGCUUCCUCACAGACCAGGAUUCACACCCCGGGUGCUUCUCCUCAGCUUCGGCCUCGUCAGGCUGACUUGGCCCUGAGCCCUCAGCGAGCUGCCUCCCCGAGAAGGGGCAAGGCAGCAGUUUCUUCCAGAAACUCCUCCCCCAAGGCCUAUAGAGGAAGAGGCACCCCCAGGGCCUCAGGGCCAGCCAGGGAGUUGUCUGAGAAUGUAGAAAGCCUCCCUAGCUCCCCCUGGAGCAGCCCCAGGGUAACCCCCAAAAGAUCCCUCUCCAGUCAGACAGGAUCCAGAAGAGCUGGGGAGACACAAAGCACCCAGAGGAAGAAGAACCAGGAAGGAAUCUCAGUUCGCCAGACCAGGGGAAGGAGCCCACCCCAGACAAGCUGUCAUGGAGAAACUCAAAUUCCAGGGCCUUCUGAAGGUCGAAUGCUUCCUAGCUGCCAGGAAAAAGAUCAAAGAGACAAAAAUUACAAACCCCCUAGGUCUCUGGAGCCUGAUGAAGGAGCAGCUUCAGGGACUUCGUGUCCAGUCUACAGUCCCAUGCAGAGCAAGAAGCCCUCUCCUACUCCAGGGGCCAUUAGCUUUUCCUCUGCCCAUCAGCAGAGCCAGCCAAUCACAGCCACGGUGGCCCCUUUUCAGUACAGGUUGCAGACAGACCAGGAGCCUGGCCCCGGUCCUCAGGAAAACUGGGCCCUUGAUGGAUACACCAGCCUCCCUGGCAGGACUGAGGACAGCUUUUCCUGCAUGGCUGCAGCCCGCAGCCUCUCCGCGAGCUGGAAGGAGUAUAGUGAGGGCGCUGCCCGGGAGUGUGCGGCCUUUUGCAUAGAUCGGCCGCCGCCGGGGGACCUAGAUGAGAUCCGAGCAUCGCUGCACGUCCCCUCUUUGAUGGAGCCUCCCGGCUUCCAUCCUUCCUUUGACUGA